Portunus trituberculatus (swimming crab) is the source of this 4062-nucleotide messenger RNA. RefSeq names its product serine/threonine-protein kinase D3-like (gene PKD). The record is from RefSeq and is a predicted model, not a curated record. Bases 214 to 2664 code for a protein of 816 amino acids. Lineage: Eukaryota; Metazoa; Arthropoda; Malacostraca; Decapoda; Portunidae. The transcript is spliced from 19 exons. Gene Ontology annotation, molecular function: ATP binding; protein serine/threonine kinase activity. Gene Ontology annotation, biological process: protein phosphorylation.
GUGUCAGCCCAAGUGUCGGCGUGAUAGGAGUGUGUGCGGUGUUCGUGCUGCCAUGCCUUUAUUAAAAUAGUAUGUAACUAGGACUACACAUUGCGAGAGUGUUAAGAAGUCCAUAAGCACCUCUUCGCGUCCAAGGGUCCCUCAGGUGUAAUAACCCCCAGACGUGAGUACCUGAGCCCCUCCAAUGUCUCGUACCGUCCUGAGUGGUGUUUGAUGGAGGUGACCGGGGCGGACAUCACCUUCUCCCUGCAGCACGGGCUGGUGCGUGACAUCACCACCGUCAACGCAUCCCAGCUGACACUCAAGACCCUCAAGGACCGCGCCUGCGAGUUCAUCAACACCAAGUUCCCAGAGCACAGCCUCAGCAAGCUCAACGAGAGACUUAUCCUCUUCCGCCACGACUACGACUCUCCCAAUAUCCUACAGAUCAUCAACGCUGCCUCUGAGGUCACACAGGACACCCUUGUUGAAAUCGUUAUGUCAGCUCACAACCCUUCCGAUGAGGUCCAGAUCCGGCCCCACAUGCUCUAUGUCCAUUCUUACAAGACACCCACCUUCUGUGAUUUCUGCGGGGAGAUGCUGUGGGGGUUGGUGCGUCAGGGGCUCAAGUGUGAAGGAUGUGGCCUCAACUUCCACAAGAGAUGUGCAUACAAAAUUCCAAACAACUGUAGCUAUGCACGUCGGCGGCGAACCUCUGUCAACAUACCCCGGUCCCCAUCAGACUCCCUAAACUCUCUUCACAAUCAGACUUCCCUCGAAGGUGACGCCCCUGUGGUAAGGGACAUGGCUUCCCUCACUGUCACCAACACAACUUCCAGCCCAAACAUGAGAUCUGGUCGCACUUCCUUCAGUGUGUCAGUGGGUAGACCUGUGUGGAUGGAGAAAGAGCUUGCUGGAAGAAUAAAGGUGCCACAUUCUUUUGCAUUGCACAGCUACACAACACCAACUAUUUGCCACUACUGCAAGAAGCUAUUAAAAGGUCUUUUUAGACAAGGUGUGCAGUGUAAGGACUGCAAGUUCAAUGCCCAUAAGAAAUGUUCAGAGAGGGUACCAAAGGACUGUACUGGGGAGGCUCCAAGGAAAGAUGACGGUGAUACAGGAUCUGACGGCUCCCGGGAUGAGGAGAGCGACAAUGAUGAGUCCCUCACUCCUCCAAACAUAGAGCAAGACAAUAAUGAAGAUGAUCGGCCAAGACCAGACAGUCCAUCAACGAGUAACAACAUUCCACUCAUGAGAAUUGUGCAAUCUGUUAAGUAUUCCAAGCGACCGUCCAAGGUGCUCAAGGAAGGUUGGAUGGUCCACUUCACAAAUAAGGAUAGCAUGCGCAAGAGACACUACUGGCGUCUUGACACAAAAACGAUAACUUUAUACCAAAAUGAAACCAGCACAAAAUACUUCAAGGAAAUACAGCUUUCAGAAGUGUUGAAUAUUGAGACUGCCAAGCAAGCCCAUCCAGCAGACGCGCCGCGAGGAGUUAUGCACUGCUUUGAGCUGCGCACUGCCAAUGUGGACUACUUUGUUGGAGAAGAACCUGUUGCUGUGAAAGACAAAUCCCCACCAAUACUAAAUCCUCCAGACUCUGGCGUGGGCAUGGGUCUUGCCAUGGUGUGGGAGAAUGAAAUCCGCAAGGCCCUGAUGCCAGUAACACCACAGGCCAGUGCCACGCCCACCCACCCACAGCAAGUUGGCAUGGAUAAGGAGGAGGCCACAUGUAAUGAUAUCUCUCAGAUAUACCAGAUAUUCCCUGAUGAGGUUUUAGGAUCUGGACAAUUUGGCAUUGUUUAUGGUGGAGUCCAUCGCAAGUCUUCACGGCAGGUGGCUAUCAAGGUUAUAGAUAAGUUAAGGUUCCCCACCAAGCAAGAGGCAGCCUUGAAGAAUGAAGUGGCCAUCCUGCAGAAUCUGAGUAAUCCAGGUGUUGUCAACUUGGAGAGAAUGUUUGAAACAAAGGAAAGGAUUUUUGUGGUUAUGGAGAAACUAAAGGGAGACAUGUUGGAGAUGAUCUUAUCUUCUGAACGGGGGAAACUGUCUGAACGCAUUACAAAGUUCCUCAUAUACCAGAUUCUGACUGCUUUAAAGCACCUGCACAGCAAGAACAUUGUGCAUUGUGACCUCAAACCUGAAAAUGUGUUGCUCUCCACUGCAAGUGACUUUCCCCAAGUGAAGUUGUGUGACUUUGGGUUUGCAAGGAUUAUUGGAGAGAAGUCCUUCAGGAGGUCUGUGGUGGGCACACCAGCGUACCUGGCUCCUGAAGUGCUGCGCAAUAAGGGCUACAACCGCUCACUGGACAUGUGGUCAGUAGGCGUCAUCACAUACGUCUCACUGUCUGGAACUUUCCCCUUCAAUGAGGAUGAAGACAUCAAUGAUCAGAUUCAGAAUGCUGCUUUCAUGUAUCCUCCAAACCCAUGGAAGGAAAUCACCCAAGAUGCCAUUGAUCUGAUCACCAACUUGUUACAAGUGAAGCAAAGGAAACGACUCACUGUAGACAAGUCUUUGGCUCACAUUUGGCUUCAGGACUACCAGUGCUGGUGUGACCUCAGGGAGCUGGAGAAGAAAGUUGGUGUGCGUUACAUAACUCACGAAUCUGAUGAUGCGCGCUGGGCAGCUUACCGUAAACAUGGCUCCUCUCCUCUACGCUCACCGACUGAAGAGGAUGAUGACACUUAACCUGCAUAAUAUUGCUGUUUGGCACCUCAAUACCUUUUAUCAAAUAAUUCAAAUAAGCAUAUUCUUAAGAUAAUGCUUAAUUUCAGUGACUGAUUGCUGUGGGAGAUUGUAAUGAAGUGGCAGGAAGUGGGUUGUUCUAGAUUUAAGUAACUACUAAUAAUUACCAAUGUAUUGUACAAGCGAGCAUGAACCAUUUGAAGAUAUUGUUCAAGGAAAAGUGAUCCUUGUAUUAUUUUAUUAGCACCCAAAGCUGCAGUUUUCUCUUGUCAGUUUUCUGUAACACAGGAAACCUUAGGGAGUCAGAAGGAUCACUUUAGCGCAAGAGCCUGGAAGAGAUUAAACUUUGAGGUGCACAGAUUACAGAAACUGCACUGUACAUACCUAGGGAUAGCUGGUACAGAUUAGGAUUUGGUGUUUCUUCAAUUCUGUGCUCUCUUGGUCUUGUUAUUUUAGAUUUGAAUUAAAUUGAGAAGUAUUAAGUAGCUAUAUUAACUUCUGCAGGAUGUAGGUGUCUUUUAAGGCAGACAUUUAUAUUGUACCUAAUUCUUCUUUGAGCUGCAAAAGUAUUUUGUUUCUUUAUUCAUUCACCACUCUGUGAACUCAUAUGAUGUAUUUGUUAAUACUUGUACUAUCUCAAUAGGUUGUGUUUGUGCACCCAGUUCCUUUCCUGCUUGGAAUUCUGGUUUUAUUUUCCACCAUUAUAGAUAAUAUUUCUUAAAAAUUUGUAGCUUAUUAUAACCAAUGAUUUAGUCAUAAUCAGAGAUGAUAAAGGUGUGGAUUUAAUGAAUAGAGCACAGCGAUAGGACUGUGGGCAUGAAAGACUGCGCAAGAAAGUGAAAAAAAUAGGGAUAUCUCAUCACAGAUAUUGCCUUGAAAGAGAUUUUCCCAGAGUGAGGCAUGAAAGGUGUAGACAUAAAGGCAAGUAGGUUGACCUGUAUUAGCCAGAAUUCCUAAUUGAGUCUGUUGUGUAUCACCAACACUGAAGUUCCUAGUUGACUUUUCAUUGUAACUAGGGAAACUGCAAAAUGUUACUUGCUUUCUAAAUGCUCAAGAAAGGUGGAUUUCUAGAGAGAAAGUGGUAUUUGCCUCCAGAAUACUAGAAACCUAAACUAAUAAUAAUUGUAAAACCUUGAAUGUGUCAAAAAGAUUGAUGUUGGAUUCUCCUUAAGAAAAUUGAUUUACUUUAUUGAACUACUCUGAGUAAUACUGACUUAUGCUCCUCUGUCUCAAUUUAACCUCCAUUUUACCAGUGCAGUACAUGAAUACAGAGGAUUUGGGAAUGACGCUAAGUGUUGUUUUGUGAUUCAUUUAGAACCAUUACUAGUUAAGGUCUGGAAUAACUCUCUCUCUCUCUCUCUCUCUCUCUCUCUCUCUCUCUCUCUCUCUCUCUCUCUCUCU